GGCGUGACGCGGGCUGUGAUUGGCUGACAGUUGUAGAUAAGGUAGGACGAUUUCAGCUGCGACUGUCAAGAUUGGCAAAGAGCUGGCGCUGCUGAGUGCAGGUAAAAGAAAUAGGCGACAGAAAAACAUUUAUCCAGGCUGAGAGCGAGAAGUGAGAUGGAAACGUGGGAGCCUUUUCGUGCGACACAAUCUCCGAAACCAGCUAUUUAAGUCGGCGAAAAAAAAGCGCAACACCUUCGGCGUCUCGGAAGAAAGUGCCGUUGUGUCAACCAUCGCUGGGCUCGCGGGCACGCUUUGUACAGCGAGCAACUUGGACAGCUGCGUGUUUUCAGGCGAGCCAUCAACAAAGAAUGAAAGCAUUCAAGAGAGCUCUGGAAGAAGAGCGUCGCCAGGAGCAUUCUUCGGCUGUGUCGGACAGCGAUGACGGCUCCCCUCUCGACCUGUCAGGAAGAGGGCACUUUGGGAAACGCCGUCGCCGCGGUAACUUGCCCAAAGAGGCAGUUCAGAUUCUCCGGAGCUGGCUGUACGAACACCGUUACAACGCUUACCCGUCGGAGCAGGAGAAACUCAGCCUGUCGGGCCAGACCAACCUCUCUGUGCUGCAGAUAUGUAACUGGUUCAUCAAUGCACGUCGCCGCCUGCUCCCUGACCUUCUUCGCAAGGAUGGCAAAGAUCCCUCCAAAUUCACAAUUUCUCGUAAGGUUAGUGGUAGAAAUGGAGGUGGAGGCAGCUCUCCAGAGAGACGCUCUUCUCACAGCUCAUCUCAGCAGCGCCCAUCUGUCAUUCACUCUGGCCCUACUCUGGACCUCAGUCUUCUUGGGAACACAGCGACCGCUAUUCUGACGGGAGCAGGCUACCCUGGUAAAGAAGGGUCAGUCCAGGCACUGAUGAAGCUGGAUACACAAAGUCUCCUAAGGGAAGCAGAGGAACAGGUGGCUCAUAAGGCUUCUCUCACCAGCACAACAGUAGCAGCUAGCCCCACCAGUGGCCUCUUCAACACGCCUCCCCCGACUCCUCCGGAGCCGUUCCCCAGCCACGACUUCAGUGACUUGAGGCUCCUGGUAGAUGCAGCUCUGCAGAGGGCUGCAGAGCAGGAAAACCUGAAAACACCCAAGGAGAACCAGAACAAACCCACAGAGAUGCUGAAGGCUGAGCUAGUCAAGGCACAGUGCAGUGCUUACAGCAGUGUCAUGGGCCCUACCCCUCCUCCAGAGGACAGCCAACAAGUCAUGGAUCCCUCAAGAGUGCAGAGUCUGAUGGAGAAGGCUAUGGCUGUUCCAGUGCCAGCUGUAACGUCAGUUAAGGGUCCUGUGCCCAUGUCUUCAGCAGUCUCUGUAGCAGUAUCCGCUCCAGUCUUGCUCGCAGCCCAGAGAAUAUCGCCUCUCCCCAUGAAUAAAGUCAUCUGGAGCCCCUUGGAGAAGGAUGCUGUCAGAACACCCAGCCCAAACCAGCCUCAGGUCAUCCCAGCCCAUCUGCCAACCUUAGUGCCAGUUUCUGCCUUUAUCUUAGGACAGCCAAAUUCUCAGAAACCACCUGCUGCUCCAGCCAUCUCCCCAUCUCAGUCAUCAGCUUCAGCCUCAAGUUCGGCUCCAUCUCCGCUGCCCACUACAUGUCCUGUAAGUGCAUCAGUGCCAGCUACAAGGCCAGUCUCGGUGCCAUCACCAGUCCUACUGCCAGCCUCAAGUUCCAUAUCUGUCCCAGCUGCAGGCCAGGAUUCAUCCCUUACUGCAGCGCUUGUUGCAACUGCACCUUCUCCAGCCAUCACCUCUCUCUCUGCUUCUAGAGGAGUCCCACUUCCCCUACCAGUCCACAAACCCACGCUGAUCCCAGUAACAGUUUCAAGCCCAUUGCCUGCUUCAACCUCGGUGUCAUCUGCAGCCACAGUUAGCGCCUCGGUUUCUGCCCCUGCUCAGGCUUCAACUGUUGCUUCAGCCCAUUCGACAGCGGCCAUCACACCUCUUCUGGGCCUCACUGCCCACCUCACGCCUCCUCUGCAGCCCUCCUCCAUGAGCAGCGCCACCACCAGCAGCAGUAGUAGUAGUAGCAGUUCACAGAGGAUUUCAGCUGUGGUGCCCAGUGUUUGGAGCAUGGUCCAUGCUGACGCCAGGCAAGCCACCCUUCAAGUGGUAAAGACCCCCAUUACCACAGCGUGGGGCCCUCAACACAGCCUGCACUCGGUGAGUGAAACUGUUAACUAGGAGCUGCAGCUGAUUUUUAUACAUCUGGGCAGGAGUGAGACCAGGCACUCGUUUAGGCUGGACAACACUGUAUAUAGAAGAAUGUAUCUUCAUCUACGGUCCCUUUUUAACACAAAGCCUGAGCCUGCAGGAUUUACAGCAACAAAUUAGAUCUGCAAACUUGGACAAAAUAUCGUAAGAGACAUGUUGCUUUGAACAGAUUUUGGAAACUUUUAUUGCUGAAUAAGGUAUUUUCAGUGGAAGCUGUUGCUUUGACAACACGUUGAUGCCGUUUUUCAACGUGAACAUUCCUCGGUGCAGAGUACACGUUUGUAUGAAGUUUUUGAUGCAAUUUUCAAACCCCUUUUAACAUUUCAAUUUUGAAUGAGGAGGAAUAUAUCCCAUGAUUGUACAAAAUGUCAAUUGGUGUAAUUAUCAGCACCAACAAAGCUGGCCUCUUCAGUAGCAGUACUGAACUUUAUUGAAUGUACAAAAGACAUUGAUAUCAUUGGCUAGCCUGCCUGUAUUCCACUCCCCUCCAGGAUCAAAAAGGAGGACAAGUUUUGUUUUUCUUUUUCUGUCUGUAUAGCAACAACUUCAGUCCUCUAUAGCUGUGCAAUUCAGAUAAAUUUGUUAAUUUGGUCUGUUCUUUACUCAGACACAUGUCCCUCCCCUUUCCGUUGAUGUAGCAGAGCUGAGCAGAAGGAUAUUGAUUAUACUGCAGUGAUCCUGUCUAAAUGACACACUUCAGUGUGUGUCUCUAGUGCUCUCCACCUAUCCUUCUGUCUCUUUAUAGCUAAGGGGAUUCAUAACACUGGCCUUAGGAUGUGGUCAUUGUUUUUCAAAACCUGAAUGUCUUAAUGGUAGAAAACAGUAAUAGAUGCAUCUUGGCAAAGCAAAUGUAGCAAACUUACCAGCUGAUGUCAUUAACUUUUUUAUUUUCAAUAAGAGCUGUUUUUCCUCCAAUCUGUGCUUUUCACCUUUGUCUAGAAAUGGUUGCUAUAGAUUUUUUUUAAUCAUUCAUAAAGGUGUAGUUUCCAUGAAACUGUUAGGAUGAAACCACAAUAUGUGUCUGAAUGCCACCUGGAUGUCUAAUAGCAGUGGCAGUGCAUGGGGAAAAGUUGGGUUCCUUCCUAUGUGAAUAAUGCUGUAGCAGAACUGUUAGAUGAAUCUUCAUGUUUACGAGUAUCACUGAGCUGUGUAUAAUUAUUUACAUGUGCAAGUUGUUGGAGGAGACAGAAGUCUGAUGUUGGGUCCUAAUACUGCUGAGCACCGACCACCACAGCCAUUCCCAAAAAAACUUUCCUUUUCUUGUUUAUGGCAGAUGUGAAAACACCAACACUCUUCUUACAUUCCUCUGAUUUUUGUUUUGUUUGUGCAUCCUCAUUGCCAUUUGUCUUCUGUGCAUGCCAGUAGAGGAUUUGGACAUUUUUUUUGUUACAGGUACUCAGUAGACAGAUGUGCAUUUAUACCUCAAUUUUACACAGGUCAUGUCAGGCUUGAAUCAUAUGUGGAAUACUAAGUAUUAAAGUAAUAUUUUUAUUAUUCAUACUACAUUGUGCCACUGUGACGACACCUUAUUGGUUGUGAUACUGGAAAUGACUGGCUGAGGGUUAGGUUUUAUGUGACAAGAUUUGUAUUGGGUUUUAUAUGAAAACUGACACUCCAGUCAGAGAAGACAAUGUGAUGACGCUUGUGCAUAUUUUCAAGGUCAAGUUUUGCUUUUGUUUGUAUGUGUUGGCAUGGACUUUAUCUCUGUGUAGUUUUGUUGCAGCUAAACGAGUUCAAAAAGUCCCCCCCCCCCCCCCCCCCCCCCCCACACACACAAGUUCACAUUGUGAAUCAUCACUGAUUGUUGGCAGUAUGACUGGCUGCUGUGCCUUAAAACUACGACUGAGGGAUGACGUCCCUUUUUUAUAUAAAAACUUCUCAAUAGUCUGUGCAAUAUAUGCCUUAAACUUUAAUGUGUGUUUUGUAUGAGCAUUUCAAAGAAAUAAAAGUUCAGUUUUUAUAAA
Acanthochromis polyacanthus (spiny chromis) is the source of this 4192-nucleotide messenger RNA. RefSeq lists its product as uncharacterized. Gene Ontology annotation, molecular function: RNA polymerase II cis-regulatory region sequence-specific DNA binding; DNA-binding transcription factor activity, RNA polymerase II-specific. The transcript has 3 exons. The record is from RefSeq and is a predicted model, not a curated record. NCBI's taxonomy places the organism in Eukaryota, Metazoa, Chordata, Actinopteri, Pomacentridae. Gene Ontology annotation, biological process: regulation of transcription by RNA polymerase II. The coding region runs from base 351 to 2198 and encodes 615 amino acids.